Podarcis muralis (Common wall lizard) is the source of this 2554-nucleotide messenger RNA. NCBI's taxonomy places the organism in Eukaryota, Metazoa, Chordata, Lepidosauria, Squamata, Lacertidae. The record is from RefSeq and is a predicted model, not a curated record.
UAGUAUGUUUAACGUGCUUUGCAAGCCAGGGUGCUGUGAGGUAAGGAGAAGUGGGUUUCUUUUGAUUUUCUGUUUCCCAUAAAAAUAGAUGCCCCCCCAUCUCACAUUAUAUAUAAAUGGGGCACAUAUCUGGAUAAAAUGCACAUGCCUCACUGCAUCCAGCUUGGCAUGGAGAUGUCAUUUGUUCUUUUAUGUAUGGGAAGGCUCCCCACCCUCAGAAAAGCAUUGAAAUCUGCAAAUUGCGCACACACCCCUGCAGCCUGAAAUGGUACAGUCCAGAAAAGGCUUCACACUUGAUUCUACUGAGCAUAUAAAACUUGUCCUCUGGUAUAUCUGCAUACAGGGCCCUUUCUGUCCUUGGGAGAGAACUUAUGAGUUACACAUUUCUCAGAGCACGUUCCAGGGUGUCCUGCAGUUGGGAGGAAGCAGGUAGAUCUGGAACAGACUAAGAAUUGGCGAAGUCUGAGAGGCCCCCUUGAUGUCUGGCUGAUAUCUCCAGAGCUUCUGAAUGCGACAGAUGUACCAAGAUGAUGCGCCUUCUCUUCCUCCCCCAAAUGUCAUAAUUUAGUGCACCUGCCCUUCGACUUCCUGCUGGCGGCUGUGGUGCUUCCUUCCUGCCCAAGCAAUCGAACAGCAGCACCGUCUCAGCCACAGCAGAGAAAAGAAGGCUCCAUCCAGGCGUGAACUGGGAACCCCAGAUAUGGAUGCCAGCCAUUGGCAAAACUGGGAUUCUUAUAUCUGUUUAUACCCUAGAAGUUUGGGAUAAGUAGUUAGUCUAGCUAGAGCAGAAAAGCACAGUGCACAAGACUAUCAGUGAGUUGCUUACUGAAAUGCCAAAAUGAAAUUUAUAUACAUUGGCAAAACAUUCACUGAGACAACAUGAUGUACUACUCAAAUAAUAAAAAAUGAGGGAUAAAUAAAAAAUUUAAAAACUUUUAAAUUUGACCGAGACAGAGGUUUUAUCCAUAGCGCCACCCGCGUCCCCUUAGCAGGCAGGUAGAAGGCUGUAAAAAGGAUUCCCUGACAGGAAAUUUGAAGAGCAUUUUUGUAGUGCAGGCCUGGCAAACUUCGUGUUUUUUAGAAUCUACUUCGGAUUUUGCUAGAACCCCACAAUUCACUGGCCAGAGGCGGACACAAAACAGUAGCUUGAGUCAGAGUCAGACACAAAAUAGUGGCCAGUGGGGUGGAGCCAAUUAUUUAUUGAACCCCAUGAGCCAUACAGUGGGAUGACCUUGCAUAUAUAAAUAAAAAUUAGCAUGUGGCGUAGAACGGGGAUUCUAACAACCUAAAUUUGGAGGGGGGAAUCUUUUUGUUAAAUGUUGUCGGGAGUGAAAAACACUUGCCAAUCUAUUGCCAAUCAUUCCACGGUCUACCAGUUGAGAUGUCCACACCUGCUAAGGCUUUGGCCUGAAAAAGAACAACCAAGACACUCCUUCCUCUGCCUGUUGGAUACUGAAUGUUCAAGUUCCCAUUCAGGAAGAGAGAACAAAUGGCUCUCUGCUGCCCUGUCUCCUAACAUUCCAGCAUUCAUCGGGCCUAGCAAAGGGGCUACCACAUCACAAUGGCUAUUGACAUGUUGUGCCGCUAAGCUGCUCAAUGCUGUUUUUCACCUCGGAGUUUGCACCUGCCCUGACUCCAGGAUACUGCUACUGUCCCCCUUGCAGGUGGCAUGGAUGCCUCGCACACGGGUGACAUCUUCUGGGUGCUGGCAUUUACUGUCCCACUUCUGGUGAUUCUACUGGUGCUUUGCAUUGACUGCCGGGACCCUGAAUUAGACACACAAUCUGUUGAUGAUUACCAGGACAAGCCUUCAAGUAGUGCACGUUCGAGUUCAACCUUCAAGUUGAUACGUCCUCCCUCCCCACCUUGGCCUGCUGUUUCAUCCCAACCAGACAUGUGGAGGCAUAGCAGAUGCCCCCCAUGCAGUCUUUCCUAUCCAGCACCGUCAUACAAAGUUGAAAGGGAUAAUGAAAGCAUUCCCAGUUAUGAAAACCAAGGUGAAGUACAAGCUGGUGCCACUGAUGAUGAGGAUAAUGAUGACAACUAUGUCCCUCCAUACAUUGACGUGCUGCCAGAUGCGCCACUUACAGGUCAAGGCAAUGAAGACGGUGCUUCCACAGAUUCCCUAGGGGAGCAGUAUGAGAAUGUGCUUGAGUGUGAGCGCAAUUCGCCCGGUGACUAUGUCAACGUACUAGAACCAGAAGCUACCAUGGUGGGUCCUUGUUUUGUUGGCAGUGGCACCAGUGAUCGGGAAAGUGAAGAUGACACUCCGGACUAUGAGAAUGUCUGUCCUGGGCUUUGAGGUUGAAAGGUUCCUUUGCCGGUUGCUCCAGUCACCUAUAUGCAGAAUGCAUUACCUGGUUGGCCUAAGGACACUGUCUUCCCAGUCACCCUCAAAUAUUGCCGUAACUUAUUGCCCUUCUUUGCACUUUGCAUGACACAUCCUGAGAAUUUUCCACAAUACUAUAGAAUCUUGGUAGCAAGAUUCAGAAGCUUGACUGUCCAUGUGGAACUGGUCUUCUAACACUCCCCACCCCCCCAGCCCGCAAAGCAU